AUGACAGAGCUUUCAGGAAGUCGGAUAUUCACCGGCUCCAGGGUUUUAGGUUAUGUCAGUACACAUGUGCCAUUUGUGGCUAGAUUUAUUAAAAGACGAGGAGAAACACUGCUAUGUACAAGUGUGGGAAAGUGGUUUCAUACAUAUGGAUGUGAUAAGUUUCGUUUACUGAGCGUCAGCGGUGAGCAUCCCGGGCCAAUCACGUAUAUGAGUGGAGACAGUUAUCAUGUCUAUACAGCAAGUGAAAAUAACAUUUAUGCGUGGCGACGAGGUUGUGAGCUUAAACACGUAUAUAAAGGCCACAAUGCCCCUAUACAUUUAAUGCUACCAUUCGGUAUUCAUCUUAUAUCCAUAGAUGAAGACAAUGUUCUAAAGAUAUUUGAUAUUAAAGAUGAAUCUGAAUUCCUUGAGCUUGGAUUUGAUGAGCAAACCUUCAAAGUGACUACUCUAUGUCAUCCUCCAACUUAUCUGAACAAGAUACUCCUUGGAAGUCAACAAGGGCAGUUGCAGAUAUGGAAUGUCCGUACAUCAAAGUUGGUGUUUACAUUCCAAGGAUGGGACUCAGCAAUAACUGUUACGGAGCCAGCUCCAGCCGUAGAUGUGGUGGCGGUGGGAUUAGCCAAUGGGAAGAUAAUCCUACACAACUUAAAGUUCAACCAGUCAGUAAUGGAGUUUAUUCAUGAUUGGGGAAUGGUCAGCUCAUUAUCCUUUAGACUUGACGGAGUCCCUGUUAUGGUAACUGGGAGUUCCGCAGGUCACAUAGUUAUGUGGGAUUUAGAAGAGCGAAGAGUGUUAUCUCAAGUACAAUCUGCUCAUUAUGGAAAAAUAUCUGGAUUGAAGUGUUUGAUGUCCGAACCUUUGAUGGUGACAAAUUCUGCAGACAAUUCAUUGAAGCUGUGGAUAUUUGAUAUGCCUGAUGGUGGUGCAAGGCUUUUGAGAAGAAGGGAGGGGCAUGCUAAACCACCAACCAUGGUGUGUCACUGUGAGCCAAGCGGUAACAACAUCCUCGCUGCUGGCAGUGACAGUAGCCUCCAUAUAAUGAACACAGUGUCAGAAACAUUCAACAAAAGCCUUGGAAAAGCAUCACAUAGCAGAAAGGCUUCAAAGAAGAAAAAGAGAUUGCAGUUUGAUAAUUUAGUACUACCACCAAUUACUAAGAUUAGUUCUUGUAUGCAAAGAGACAAGCAGUGGGACAGUAUAGCCUCUCUUCACCAAGGAUUCUUUGUGGCUACGACAUGGUCUUACAAUAAAAUGCGAAUGGGAGAUCAUAAGUUGAAACCUCCAGAAAUGGACAAAGGAGUUGUAGCUACUUGUUUAACUGUUACACACUGUGGAAACUUUGUAAUUAUUGGCUACUCCAAUGGUCAAGUUCACAAAUUCAACAUGCAAUCUGGUAUACACCGUGGCUGCUAUGGCAAAGACAAGAAGUUGGCACAUAAGGGUGCUCUCAGAGGUGUUGAAACUGAUCUUUGUAACCAGAGGGUGAUCACUGUUGGAGCUGAUGAUAAACUGAAGCUAUGGCACUUUAAACGAACAAAAACAACCCCGUACCACGUAAUGAGGUUAGAAGAAUCUGUGUCUAGCACAAAAUGCCACCGAGACAGCGGUUUAUUAGCUCUGGCAAACGAAGACUUUUCCAUUACCCUUAUUGAUAUUGACACCAUGAAUAUUGUAAGGAAGUUCGACGGUCACGACGGAAGGAUAACCGAUAUCGAAUUUGAUACUCAAAGCCGAUGGCUGAUCAGCUCAUCAAUGGAUUGCACCAUUUGUACCUGGGAUAUUCCAAGUGCCAAAUUAGUUGAUAUCUUUUCGGUUGAAAAACCAUGUACCUCACUCAGUAUGUCGCCUACUGGAGAUUUCUUAGCGACAACUCACGUGGGAGAAGUCGGCGUCUUCCUAUGGGCCAACAGAUUGUUGUACGAGAGAAUAUUCCUUAAGCCGAUAGACAAGAAAGAAGUUCGUGUGCCUAAAUUAAGAUUACCAAGCACAGCUCCAGAGAAACCCGAAAUAGACGACUUAGGAAGAAUAGACUUGGGCGAAGAACCAGAAUAUAUAUCUCCGAUACAAAUUAGUGAAGAACUUAUAACCUUAUCCGACCAGCCUACUUCCAGAUGGUUGAAUUUGUUACAUCUUGAUGUCGUUAAGAAAAGGAAUAAGCCUAAAACUCCCUUCACUGUCCCAAAAUCAGCACCGUUCUUCUUACCGACUAUAGCGAGUCUCGACUUAGAGUUCGACCUAGAGAAAGACAAGGACGGAAAUAAAGAGACCAAGUUGUUAAUGCCCGAUUCUUUAUCAACACUGACGGCAUUCGCAAAGAAAUUAAUCGUUUGCGAGACAGUCGAGAAUUACGAGAAGUGUAUAGAGAAAUUGAAAACGUUGCCGCCCGCGGCCAUCGAGGCAGAAGUGACAAGUAUGGCGCCCGACGCUGGCGGCAAUAUUGACGUUAUGAAACAAUUCCUCAAAAUGUUAGAUGUCAUGUUAAAAAGUAAUAGAGAUUUCGAGUUAGCUCAAUCAUAUUUGAGCUUGUUCCUCAAGAUGCACACGAAAAUCAUUUCGCAGAACGAGGAAAUGCGAAAUUCUUUGGGAUCAGUUGAGGAAUCCGCGACCAAGGCGUGGGCUAAAUUACAAAAUGAAUUAUUGUAUAACAUAUGUGUUGUAAAGGCGUUGAAAGAUAUGUAA
Spodoptera littoralis (African cotton leafworm) is the source of this 2679-nucleotide messenger RNA. NCBI's taxonomy places the organism in Eukaryota, Metazoa, Arthropoda, Insecta, Lepidoptera, Noctuidae. The record is from the annotation of a GenBank genome assembly.